Molecule: messenger RNA, 594 nt
Organism: Phytophthora infestans T30-4
Lineage: Eukaryota; Oomycota; Peronosporomycetes; Peronosporales; Peronosporaceae
Exons: 2
Coding region: 1-594 (197 amino acids)
Source: RefSeq, a predicted model, not a curated record
AUGACGGCGAGCUGGUCGCCGUGGGGCACGCUAACGGGUUGGGCACUGGCUGCCGGCAACGACAGCGAGGUAACGCUAUUGAGAGGUGCCGUGCUAGGAGUAGUUGGCUGGGUUGUGACUACGCCACUACGCCGAGUCGCGUGGGCUUUUGCGGAUAGUAUGCUGGAGGCGUGUUCGUCUGCGUAUUUCUUUGUCUACACGUGCGGUGACCGGUACUUGAAGACGGUCCGGGGUGAAGAAGCCCUGGUGCUACCUCCGCGUGCCGGAGUGAAUUCGAGGGACGAAGCCCUGGAAGGUGGCGCUCCCGUUGACAAGGAUUUCUCUGUCCCUUCGUCUUCGAAUGUCGCCUCCAGUGGAACGCUCACGGGAGGCGUUCCCAUUCGUCAUCCGGCCGGUACCGUGCAGCCUGGCUCGGGCGAAUCUGCUCGGCGAGGGCACCGAGUCGAAGUCGGGGAGAAUUGUCACGGUAUACGGCUGGAUGAGGGACUCGACCUUCUCGCCGAAUGCAUUCAGAAGCUCAACGCGUUUCAGGUGAAGCGCACCACGUCUAACCAACUGGGUCAUUCACCUCCGACGUCGGCGUUCCCGGCAUAA